AGGCAGAUUCUGUACCUAAUUUAUUAUCGAGGUACAAACCCCACGCAAGUUAGCGUUGUAAGUUUAUUAAGCCAAGUUAUAAUUAGCAGUUUAAAAUGAAUAGUUAAAUCCAGUCACCUUGACAUAAAGGGAAAACGAGAGCUAGACCUGAACGUGAGUAGCGAUCAUUUCCGUUCGGUGAGGCGGCUGGAGUCGGUGAUGGAUGACUUUAGCUCCUCCAUGGAUCUGGGUUCGUCAGCCGGAGGCUCGGACCAGGCGGAGCUGUCGCGGCUGAUUGCGGUGGAGCAGCAGAAAGCUCAGUUCCAGCUCAAGGUGCACAACUUCACCGACGUGUGCUGGGAGAAGUGCGUGGAGAAGCCGAGCUCCCGGCUCGACUCGCGGACCGAGGCCUGCCUGGUGAGCUGCGUGGACCGCUUUGUGGACACCACCUUGGCCAUCACCAAUCGCUUUGCCCAGAUGGUGCAGAAAGGGGGCCACUGAGUCAACAUUACAGUGAAGGUGACUGGCAGACCUCCCGUGGAGCGAAGGAAGAAGGGUGUGUCUUGUACAUGUUCUGGAACCAAACCAUUGCAUUGUCUUUUGUACUUGUACAUGCUUUGAGCACAUUUCAGUGUGAAUGCCCUUGCUGCAAGGUCAUUUCAGCAACUUCCUCUGCCACUGUGUGUGCGUGUGUGUUUUGGCUGCACACCAAUCCUGUGUAAAUUCAGAAAAAUGCCAUUAAAGUCUUUUACUUCAUUGCUA
Molecule: messenger RNA, 741 nt
Organism: Chiloscyllium plagiosum (whitespotted bambooshark)
Lineage: Eukaryota; Metazoa; Chordata; Chondrichthyes; Orectolobiformes; Hemiscylliidae
Gene: timm8b
Product: translocase of inner mitochondrial membrane 8 homolog B (yeast)
Source: RefSeq, a predicted model, not a curated record